AUGGUCAAGGCGUACCUCCGCUAUGAGCCCACUGGUGCGUUUGGCGUCAUAUCCAGCAGCGCCAACGUGGCAUAUGACAACUGCGGCCGCUUCCUGAUCACAGCGGCACUGGAGAGCGUGGCAGUUUGGAAUGUGAAGCAAGGCGUGCAGGCCAAGUCCCUGACGACUGCCACCGCGAGCAGCAGCGCCGCGCCGCGCGCCGCGCCGGAGGUGACUCAGCUCGCGCGCGCGCCCGGCGGGAACCUGCUGGCGGCCGGCUACUCUGAUGGGUCAAUCCGCCUGUGGGACCUGGCCACCGGCGACUGCGCGGUCACGCUGCAGGGCCACAAGUCGGCGGUGACCGCGCUGCGGUUCGGGCGCAGCGGUGCGCUGCUCGCGUCGGGCGCCAACGACACGGACGUGAUCGUGUGGGACGUGGUCGGGGAGGCGGGGGUGGUGCGGCUGCGCGGACACAAGGGCGCCGUCACCGACGUGGUGGUCAUCGAGUCCGCCGGCAAGCUCGUGAGCAGCGGCAAGGACGGCGCCGUGCGGGUGUGGGACCUGACGACCCAGCACUGCUGCCAGGUGGUGGGGGGCGCAAAGGGCGAGGUCUGGUCCAUGGACGUGGACCCGUCAGAGACGCGGCUCGUGACGGCCGCGGCCGACCUGGAGCUCCGUGUGUAUGCGCUCCAGCAGCAGCAGCAGCAGCAGGACGGCCGGGAGGGUGGUCCCACGGCGGCCGGAGACGGCGACAGGGGACGCAGCACAGCGCACGACUUCCUGCGGCCGAUGGGCAGCGUGCGGCGGCAGGCGCAGGAGCGCGCGGCGCGCGUGCGGUACGACGCCAGCGGGUCGCUGUUGGGCUGCCUGGUGGCCGGCAAGAGCCUGGAGCUGUUCAGCGUGAGGGCCCAGGACGAGGCGCGCAAGCGCAUGAAGCGGCGCAAAAAGCGCCGCGUCGAGAAGCAAGCCUCCAAGGCCGCCAGGGCCGGCGGCGGCGCCGACGGCGCGGACGGCGCCGCCGACGCCGGCGCGGCGGCGCGCGGGCGGCAGCAGCACGAGGGCGGGGAGGAGGGCGAUGGCGGCGACGAGGAGGGCGGCGGCGUGGAAUUGCUGCAGGCGGCGGACGAGCUGGCGCCGAUGCUGAUGGUCCUGAGCAAACACAAGAUCAAGAGCUUUGCGUUCGCGCCGGGAGAUAUGCGGCACAAGGGCUGCGUGGCUCAGGUGGCGCUGGGGCUGGCUGACAACAGCGUGGAGAUCGUCGACGUCAAGCCCGACUCGUUCGAGGUGCGCCAGCGCCUGGAUCAGGGCGGCCACCGCGGCGACGUCCGCGCCCUCGCGCUGUCCUCGGACGACGCCUCGCUGAUCUCUACCUCGAGCGCCGGGUCCAAGGUCUGGAACCCGACGAGCGGGGCGUGCGUGGGGACGCUGGAAGGCGGCUACGGGCUGUGCUGCAUGUUUGCGCCCGGCAACAGGCACGCGGUGGUCGGCACCAAGGAGGGCACUUUGGAGGUGUAUGACGUCGGUGCCUGCCAGCGCAUCCACGUCGAGGCCGCACACACCGGCCCGGUCUGGAGCCUGGCCGCCCUGCCGGACCGCAGCGGCUUCGUGUCCGGCAGCGCCGACAAGACCGUCAAAUUUUGGACGUGGGCGGUCGCGGAGGGCGGCGCGGGCGGCGCCGACGCGAAGAAGGGGAAGAAGGGGAAGAAAAGCGGCGCAGACGCGGACGGGCAGGGGGAGGAGCAGGAGCGGGGCGGCAAAGAGGGCGGCGGGGGCCGGCGGCUGGCGCUGGCGCUGACGCGGCAGCUGGACAUGGCGGAGGACGUGCUGAGUGUGCGCGCGUCGCCGGACGGGCGGCUGCUGGCGGUGGCGCUGCUGGACUCGACCAUCAAGGUCUACUACCUCGACAGCCUCAAGUUCUUCCUGUCCCUUUACGGCCACAAGCUGCCGGUUCUGUCGAUGGACAUCUCCAGCGACAGCACCCUGCUGGUCAGCGGCAGCGCGGACAAAAACAUCAAGGUAUGGGGCCUCGACUUUGGUGACUGCCACCGCAGCCUGUUUGCCCACCAGGACGCCGUCACUGCUGUGGCCUUUGUGCGCGACACCCACUACGCCUUCAGCGCCGGCAAGGACCGGGCCGUCAAGUACUGGGACCUGGACAGGUUUGAGAUGCUGCUGGAGCUGCCGGGCCACCACGGGGAGGUGUGGGCGCUGGCGCUGAGCGCCUACGGCGACUUCCUGGUGUCAGGCUCCCACGACCGCAGCCUCCGCCGCUGGGAGCGCACCACCGAGCCGUUCUUCGUGGAGGAGGAGAAGGAGAAGCGCCUCGAGUCGCUGUUCGAGAGCGACCUGGAGCAGCAGCAGGCCGCGGCCGAGCGCGAAGCCGCGGCGGGCGCGGCCGGCGGGGACGCGGGCGGCGCGGCUCUGCCGGCGGGGCGGCGGACACUGGAGAGCGUCGGGGCGGCGGACGGCAUCGUGGAUUCGCUGGACGUGGCGGCCAACGAGGAGCGCAAGGAGGCGGAGCACGCGGCGGCAGUGGCCGAGGCCGCCGCCGCCGCGGCCGCCGCGGCAGAGGCUGACGGCGCCGGGCCCGCGGAGCGCCGGCGGCGCGUCGCGGCGGCGAAAGCGGCAGUCAAGCGGCCAGCGGCGAACCCUCUCAUGCUGGGGCUGCGGCCGGGGGACUAUGUCCUGCGCUGUGUCGCGGGCGUGCGGUCUGGGGACCUGGAGCAGGCGCUGCUGCUGCUGCCGUUCGCGGACGCGCUGCGGCUGAUGGGCUACCUGUCGGACUGGCUGCAGCAGGGCGCGCAGGUGGAGCUCUGCUGCCGCGCGGCGUCGCUGCUGCUGCGCCUGCACCACGCGCAGCUCGUCGCGACGCCCGCGGCGCGCGGCACGCUGGUCGCGCUGCAGGGGCGGCUGCGGCGCGCGGCGCAGGGGCUGAAGGACACGCUGGGGUUCAACGUGGCGGCGCUGCGGCACCUACGGCGCGCGGCGGGGGAGGCAGCGGGCGCGGACGCGGGCGCGGGCGUCACCGCGGCGCGGCGGCAGCUGCUAGGGGCCAAGGGGGGGUGA
Messenger RNA from Monoraphidium neglectum, 3045 nucleotides. RefSeq lists its product as hypothetical. The record is from RefSeq and is a predicted model, not a curated record. Bases 1 to 3045 code for a protein of 1014 amino acids. Lineage: Eukaryota; Viridiplantae; Chlorophyta; Chlorophyceae; Sphaeropleales; Selenastraceae. Gene Ontology annotation, biological process: maturation of SSU-rRNA. The transcript is spliced from 8 exons. Gene Ontology annotation, molecular function: snoRNA binding; protein binding. Gene Ontology annotation, cellular component: Pwp2p-containing subcomplex of 90S preribosome; small-subunit processome.